CGUAAAAAGUAGCGCCCAGCGCGCCGUUUUUUGGCUUGUCAACCGAAACCACGCAACAAUUUCCCUGUAUCUUGAUAAAUGUUACUAUUUUUCUCCAGUUUUACAUUGAAGAUUACGUUUAUCAAUGUGCCGCACAAUUCGUAAUGUAAAGCGGUUAGAGUGUUAAUCGUGAAACAUAUAUCAAAUUAGUUUUCCCACCGUAGUGACCCGCGAACUCUUAACAUGCCUCUAUUGAAAAGAAAAGCGUUUGAGAAAUCGACGGUGUCUGAAUACCUUCGCGACGACGAUGAGGUCUUCCACUGCGAGAUCACCGACGAGAUAUUCAAGGAUUAUGAGGAGUAUUGCGAGAGGAUUAUCCUGGUUAACUCCAUGGUAUGGACAUGUGAGAUGACCGGGAAGAAUAAUUUGACAUACGCGGAGGCUAUGGACAGUGAGAAAGCUGCAAGGAAGUCAUUAAGAGACUUUCCAAUGGAACUUCGAAUACCAAUAUUGUACUUGGCAGCAAAGACCAAGAGAUGUUCAUUUGCAGAGAUGUCAGAGGAUGUAUUUAACUUUGUAAGAGAGAGAUACUUUGUUGGAGAGUCGGUUGAAGCUUGUCUGGAAGGUGACCAAUGGCAGGAAGCGCAUGUACUAUCUGUCACAGUCCAGAAGCAACAUCCAAACAGUACAUCAACACCUCCAGCAUCCUCAUAUUGUUACGAAGUGGAACAAUUCCAAGAAUCGGAGCAGACCUCUGCUGGCCAGAUGGGUACUGCUCCUUACGACCGCGUACGUCGACGCAAAGGCAUCUACUCACGUGACAAAAAUAGACUCUUCCUUAAACAAUUUGUUGAACAAGGAGCUGGAGGAAUUAUUACAAUAAAGCAAUCAGCAAUGGAAAAAUACAACAUAAAUAAAGUCAAUUUCAAUCAAAUAUUUACUGGAAGCCCACCGGAGUUUGCAUCAUCAAAGAAAUUAUUAAAAACAAGUAUGUCACCACCGAAAGCAAAGCCAGGAUCAGCGACCAAGCUUAACAAAUCAUUGAAGAAAAGUCCUGAUAAGAAAGGCAGACAGGAAUCCAUGGAUAAGUUUGUGAAGAAGACUGAUAAAGCUGAAGCAUCGCCAAGACCGAAACCACCAAUGGAUCCUGAAGCCAGAAAGAAUGCACAAGAACUAGCAGAGAAAAUGCGGAGAGCAGAAGACCAGCUGAGACAGCGCAAGGAAGAAGAGAAAGCUAAAAAGAAAGCACAUCUCAAAGAGUGGCAAAGAAUUAAAGAUGACCAAGAAUUAGAAGACCAUAAGGUGAUACCACAAGCCACGCCAGUAGCAGUGGAAGGCAUACCUCACAAACAUUUUGGAGAUUUUCUAUCUAUUCUGGAAUUUGUUCACAUGUACAGUGACAUCCUCAAAGUAAAAGAUGUAUUUCAUCAGGACUUCGAUUUAGAGUUGUUUAGGAAAUCAUUGACUUUAAAAGAGCACUCGGGAACAUUUAGUGACUUAGUACAAAUGUUUCUAACUACAAUAUUUACACUGCAAGAAGAUGAAGCGGAAGAAUAUAAUGAGAACGGAAGAAUGCAAGAGUCUACAGGUGAUGCAGAAUUAGAAACGGAUAUAGGAGUAUGGAAAGCGAUUGAAUUGGCUACAAAAGCCGGCAAAUGGCCACAAACUUACCUCGGCACACCGCUCACCAAGCUGCCGCUGGACCCCACCACUGUCACUGAAGUACUAAGAUUGUACAUGCUGUCGUCGGGCGGGGUGAGCGGCGGGCGCAACGCGGCGCUGCGGUCGGUGCAGCGCGGCGGCUACACGGGCGCGGACGACGCCGCGCUGCGUCUGCGCAUCUCCGCGCCCGCCGUGCUGCGCCGCCUGGCCUCGCUGCACGUCGCUGAUCUACCACUAGAGGAUAAAUUCCUGAUUCUGCAGUGUCUUAUGAACCAAGUGCUGAGUUACGCCACCGUGCGAGAUAUCACUGAGGAGCGUCUCGAGGAAUACAAGACUAUCAAACAGUCUUUAAGAAUGCUACAGAUAAAUGAACGAAAACGCGAAGUACAAUUGGUAGCAACACGUCAGGAAUUAAAGAAGGAAGCUCAGACCACUAAAACAGAACAGAAGUUAACAGGCGAUCAGGCUAAAGAAGUAGAUGAACAGCUCAAAAUAUCAAUAGAGAAGUUAAAUAAGAAAAGUGAAGUUAAAAAACACGAAUAUGAGAAGAAACUGAAAGAGUUACAGCUUUCUCUCUUUAAAUAUACUUCGUAUGUUGGUAUGGACCGCGCAUACCGUCGCUACUGGGUGGUGCGGCGCGUGGGCGGGCUGUUCGUGGAGGCGGGCGGCGAGGAGCGCGGCCUCUGCCGGCACAGGCCCGCCCCGCAUCUCACCAGGGAGGAAAGAGCUGGGAGUGACAAAGAGAACGAAUCAGCGGCGAAUCGCGGUUCACCAAAGAAACCGUACUUAAACGGUGUGGGCGUGAAGGUGGGCGGGGCGGAGAGCGGCCCCGCCUCCGCGCACGCUCUGCAGCGCGCGCGCGACCUCAUGCUCUGCACCGCCGAUAUUAACACCUGCUAUGUACACGGCAAGGUGGACCGUCCCCAGUGGUCGGUGUACCACAGCGCGGAGCAGGUGGGCGCGCUGGCGGCGGCGCUCAACAAGCGCGGCCUGCGCGAGAGCGAGCUGCGACACGCGCUGGAGCAGGACAGCGCGCAUCUGCUGGCGCACGUCGACUCUUGCCCGCUGUAUCUGCUCAACCCCGCUAUAGCACCGCCUCCGGCGCAGCCAUCGCAGCACAUGACGCGGCGGCGCUGGCAGCCGUCGCUAAGCGUGCCCGCUGACACUUCCCUUAGCGAAGCCCUAGAGCUCUCCUUACGUGACCACAUACUAGAACUGGAGGAGAAGAUCUUCCACGGAUGUUUAGGAGCGCUUAAAGUUAAGGACCGCGAGGCGUGGCGUGGCACUCUGAUGCUGAAGGGCUACGACAAGCAGGCGGAGUACCUCAGUUGGGGGCCCGGACAGAAGUACAGGGAUGACUACCACCAACCCAAUGGUGUUCUCAACUUACCCAAUGAUGUAGAUAAAGAAGAAAUAGAAGCGAUACCAAUAAACAGAUAUCGGGAUCCCGGACACUAUUUGGAAGCACCAAAGUUAAACGGCAUCAAGAAUGGACUUGAGGAGAGAGGUCCCAGCGCGGAAGUAGUACGAGGUCUAGCCUGCGCGCUGCUGCAGGUCUCACAGGCUAUACACCAUAAAUACUUGAAAAGACCUCUAGGUUUAGACGACAAAGAGCGUAAAGACCGUGAAGCAAAGAACAAGCCUCUGGACCUGGAAGCACUCGAGAGAUGGGAGGUGUCUCUAAUGGAGUGCAGGAGUUAUGCUCAAGUCGUACUCCACCUGCUGACCCUGGACUCCAGCAUCACCUGGUCAGCCAGCAUAUUGAAUGCCAGCUGCAGGAUCUGCCGCAGGAAGACAGACCCUGAUAAUAUGCUGCUAUGUGAUGGCUGUAAUAAGGGACACCAUUUAUAUUGCCUCAAACCUAAACUAUCGAGAGUACCUGAGGGCGAUUGGUUCUGCGACCAGUGCCGGCCCAGAGAGAAGACGCCGAGGAGAAAGAGGAAGCUGUUCAGUGAUGAUGACCUUGAAGAUGACCUUGACAACAGUGUGUGCGGUGAGGGUGAGGGUGGUGCGGAGGGUGAGGGCGGCGAGGAGCUGCAGUGGGCGUCUGUGUGCGGCGCGUGCGGCAGCGGCGGCCGGCUGGCGGCGACGUGCGGCGCGUGCGGCGCGCGCUGCCACGCCGAGUGCGUGUCGCAGCGCCGCGCGCUCUGCAACAACUGCGCUAAUGGCACCCGCAGAGAGCACACUGUCCGUCGGUGCGCGGCGACCGCAAUCAACAACAUCCACGAGUACGCGAGGGUGCUGGACGCGCCGGUCGACACCUCCGAUUCUGAGGAUAGUGAAUAUAAUACAGCGUUGGUGAAACUAAAGAAACGUAAAUCCCGGAGCAGUAAAGAUGAGUCUCCAGCACCGAAUGGCGCCAAGAGAGGGCGCAAACCUAAAAAUAUGGUGAAUGGCACACCGGGCAGAAAACCUAAAUUACUCACAAAUGGACAUCACGAGGAGGCAGUGGUGAGGAAGCGGUCCAGCAGACGUGAGCCUUCAGUCAGUCUGCACACGGACAAGUUGGAGACGCUCCUGAAUGAUGCAAUGAAACACAAGGACUCCUGGCCAUUUAUAGAACCUGUCUCCACUGAUGAUGUGCCAGAUUACUUAGACGUGAUCAGUGAACCGAUGGACCUGACCCUGGUGCAGGAGAAGCUGUCCGAAGGACAGUACUCUGCGGACGCGGAACUGCUGGCGGACGUUGCGCUCGUCUUCAACAACUGCUUCACAUACAAUAAGGAUACCCAUCCUGUUGCAAAAGCUGGCUACCGACUAGAGAAGUAUCUUAUAAAGCGAUGCACAGAAUUAGACCUGCCACCUCUACCACCGACUGUCCUGGAUGAUGAAGUAGAAGAACCAGUUAAGCGGAAGUACCAGGAUGAGAUUGAUGAGGACCCAAAAGCAAAGAGAGUGAAAAUUAAGUGAGAAUAAAAAUGGUCGCAUCUGUCUGUGGUGUAAUGAAUGUAGUGAUUGUGAUAAUGUUUGUGAUUAUAGUGACAGACGGACAAAUUGCUGUAUUUAAUAUCUAUAAAGACUCCAAACUUAAUGGAUUAAGUUUCAAGGUAAGUUGACACAAAUAUCAAAGUUGCGUUUCACUUUGUUCUUUUCUAAAGAUGGGAAGAGAAGUGAAUUUGACAGAGCUUGGGAUGCAGAAGAGGAAGUAUCCCCUUUCUGUGUCUAUCCUCAGUUGAUAAAAGAUUUUUGCUUUUGAUCUAUUUCGGCAAAUAAGAAAAUUGUCUUUUAUGUUGUUUAGUUUGUAAACCUUUGAUUUGACAAAUUUGUAAGCUCCUAAGUAGAAUAUGGUAAGCCAUUGGCAUUUACAACUUGUUUCUUGUUAAAUUAACUUGAUAAAUUCUCAUUUAAAGUAACUGAAUGAACUGUAGAUUUGAGUCGUCUAUUGUAUGUUUAUGAUCCUUCGUAAUUUUUUUAUUAAUGUUUAAAGUUUUGUUUUACAAAAUUUACGUUAUAAACUCAUGAUCAUUUACGUAGGGGCCACCAAUAUAUUCAAGCGUCGGGUAAUUCCCGAAGGGCCGAUCAUCUAGAGGGUUAUUUUUUUCUCAUUGGUUCAUGGCCAAAACACUCCGUCAACUACAAACCCAUUGUUAGAACUUAACUUAUAUUUUGUUAAUGUAUUUAUUUCUAACCUAGCUUUGUAUGUUGUGAUUUUUAUUUUGCAAGGUUAUUUUAUUAUACUAUUUGGUGUUUACAUGAUUAUUAGUUCAAAGAAACUGGCAUAUUAAAUUUUUUUAAGUGCAAAGGAUUGUCACAAAUCUUAAAUAGUACUGUAAAAUUGAUUUUAAUUAUUAUAUGACCAUUUUGAUGUUAAAAUUCUAUGGACAUUACAAAAUUUUGAGUAAUACAAACAUAAAACGACUGGAUCUGCGUAAUGAUAAUAUACUCUUCAUUACAAAAGUAUUUUUGACUUCUUAAUUAAGAUAUAUGAAUCAUAAACCUUUUUUUCUUGUUACUUAAAUACUGAAAAGCUGCUAAAGUUGUAAAAUAUUUGCAUGUGAAUGUAAAUGGACUUCUUCAAUGGCACGAUUUUUGCUUUCGAUACUCCUGACUAUUGAUGUAUGAAGUGUGAAAUUUAUAUUGAUUGAAAAAAUUAGAUUUAAUUUUUGUUAUUGUUAUAAAAUUGGUUAUGUGAAUAAAAGACACCACUAAUUAAUGUCAUUAAAAAAUAAACAAAGUGUAUAAUAUCAAUAAGAUUUUGUAAAAGCACAAUGUAUAUAAACAACAAAAUAAACGGUUUUUAUGACCAAAUGUCAUAAGAAAGGGAAAAACAAAAAAAUCAAACAGUAAUCUUGUUUAAAAAAAAACUACUUUGUUACUUAUGUAAAAAAUAAUAACC
Papilio polytes (common Mormon) is the source of this 5977-nucleotide messenger RNA. It is a transcript of the gene Acf, whose product is annotated as bromodomain adjacent to zinc finger domain protein 1A. The transcript has 25 exons. Gene Ontology annotation, molecular function: protein binding. Gene Ontology annotation, biological process: chromatin remodeling. The coding region runs from base 223 to 4551 and encodes 1442 amino acids. The record is from RefSeq and is a predicted model, not a curated record. Lineage: Eukaryota; Metazoa; Arthropoda; Insecta; Lepidoptera; Papilionidae.